Molecule: messenger RNA, 3166 nt
Organism: Strigops habroptila (Kakapo)
Lineage: Eukaryota; Metazoa; Chordata; Aves; Psittaciformes; Psittacidae
Gene: CNIH1
Product: cornichon family AMPA receptor auxiliary protein 1
Exons: 6
Coding region: 75-557 (160 amino acids)
Biological process (GO): vesicle-mediated transport
Source: RefSeq, a predicted model, not a curated record
CCGGCGGUGAAUGCCCGCUCCCGGCUGUCCCCGCGUCCCUCCCGGCCCGCCGCGGCUCGCCCGGCCCCGCCGCCAUGGCCUUCACGUUCGCCGCCUUCUGCUAUAUGCUGGCGCUGCUGCUCACCGCCGCGCUCAUCUUCUUCGCCAUCUGGCAUAUUAUAGCAUUUGAUGAACUGAAGACUGAUUACAAGAAUCCCAUAGACCAAUGUAAUACACUCAAUCCUACAGUUGAAAAGGUCAAAAAGAUUAAAAGAGUCAAAAUUGCAUUAAAGCUCGUACUUCCAGAGUACCUCAUCCAUGCAUUCUUCUGUGUUAUGUUUCUCUGUGCAGCAGAGUGGCUUACGCUGGGUCUCAAUAUGCCUUUGCUGGCCUAUCAUAUUUGGAGAUACAUGAGUAGACCUGUGAUGAGUGGCCCUGGUCUGUAUGAUCCUACAACCAUCAUGAAUGCAGAUAUAUUAGCCUAUUGCCAGAAAGAAGGAUGGUGCAAAUUAGCAUUCUACCUUCUAUCAUUUUUUUACUACCUAUAUGGCAUGAUUUAUGUUCUGGUGAGCUCUUAAGAAGGCAUUCAGCAAGCUUUGUUCCAGUUAAGUGCAUGCAAAAGCCACAAAACACGGAUUCUUUACAACGAGAACCUCUUACCAAGAUUAAAUACGGAAUCUGGUGAUCGCAUUUGCGUUAGAAAACAAUGACCCCUCUUUUUAAAACAUUUCCACAUUUUACACUUGUGGAAAGACUGUUUUCUUAUAUUUUACCGGGACACUGAAAUGAAUGAAUUACGUGUAAAUUAAUACAAAGAUUACUGGGUUUGAAAAGUUUUGACUUUGCACUCCACAAGGAACAGCCCUAAUCUCCACGUAGGUAUUGGUUACUGACUAACCUUAGCACACUAGGGAUCUCCUUUAGGCUGGGCUUUGUAGUGACUCAUCUGGACUUGCAUAUCCCACUCUUAACUGUAAAUCAGCUGUAGGUGCUGAGGGCUUGGGAAGGACUGGAAGUGCUGUGUGUGUUUUACCUGUGGGCGACGUCGGUCUUAGGAGAUGAAUUCAUGGACAUAAUUGCAAAAAUAGGAGUUCUAUUUUGGUUUAUUUUGGUUUUUUUCUCCUACCUGGUUAAUCUUUCCCUGUAUAUGCAUGGUUCAGAGAGUUCCGUAUUUUCUCCAAACAUUAACCUUGCUUUAAUCUCGAGUAUCUGUCAUUGUGAUGGAAGUUGAAUUGUCCACAAAGGAAUGAAUUUAAAACGAUGACAGUUGUUUUUGUUAACGUGUGUGCCGUCUUAUUAACAAAUGGACAAAUCUACAACAUUUAUUGAGUCCAAUGAUGAAAAUACUCUUGAGUUACUCUUUGAGUAACUUUCUGUUCUGGUUUAAACCCAGCCAGUAACUCAGCACCAGGCAGUUGCUCGCUCACUCCAGCUUUCCCUCACCCCUGGGCAGGACGGGGAGGAGAAUGGAAAGAGUGUAAACCGCACGGGUUGAGAUAAGAACAGUACAGUAACUGAAAUAUAGUGAUAAUAGAAAGAAUACCAACAAUAAAAAGAAGAAAUGAAAGCUCAGAAAACACAAGUGAUGCACAAUACAAUUGCUCAGCCUGACCCGAGCAGUGAUCAGUCCCUUCCAGGUGACUCCCCCCAGUUUAUAUGCUGGGCAUGACAUGCUGUGGUAUGGAAUAGCCCUUUGGCUAGUUUGGGUCAGGUGUCCUGUCUCUGCUCCCUCCUGGCUUCUUAUGCCCCUCCUCACUGGCAGAGCAUGAGACUGAAAAGUCCUCGAUUGGGGUAAACACUAAGCAACAAUUGAAACAUUGGUGUGUUAUCAACAUUGUUAUCAGCCUAAAGCCCAAACCCAGCACUGCACCAGCUACUAGGAAGAAAAUCAACUCUAUCCCUGCUGAAACCAGGACACUUGUGAAAUUUCUCUUGAAUAAUAUUACAGACCUUUUCAAAGCAGAAAGUGGGAUGUGAAACUGCCUUGCUGUUCCUUAGUGCAAUAAAUAAUGAUAAUUGAAAAAUGAUUCUCAAAUUCAGAAACACUUAUUUUUACCUGGUGCCUUGUUUUGUUUUUAAACAGAACAGCUACUUGCAGUGUUCACCUGUUAGUUAUAUGAUGGGUAAUUGCAUUACCUUUUAAAACCCGAACACUGAAUCAAGUUGUGUCUGGAAAAGGGAAGCUCUGCUUUCCUGCUUUUUGUUUUUCCUGGGUCUGCAGAUGAACGGUAGCUGGAGUGGGGGUAAGAUGUUUCAGAUGAACUGAUAAUAUUGCAUUGUAAAUUGUGACUGCAAACAGAUGCUGAAUUUAGGAGUAAUAAUUAGGAAUCUGUUUCGUUUACCUGUGCUGGAGAAUAAUGAAUAGUUGCCCAGUUUUAGUAAAACUUUUUUUUAUAAACUGUGUAUUUGUUCACUUUGGGUGUCUUGGGUGUUGGAUGCAGGAAGAGCUGUACAAAUGGCUGCACUGGGUUCAGCCAGAAUUUCGGAUACUCCAAUGCUCACGUGUUGGACAGCAGCAAUGGCAGAGUGAAAAGAAUAUGAAACAGGGCAGGUACUGAGUAUCUCUGCCUGAACAGUGAGAGAAUGUAUUUGGAUAUGUCACAGAUGUCCUGAGCUACAGGUUCAGCAUCUUCAACAGCCCUUGAACAACUUUUCUUCUGUUAAUUCAGGUGCUUUUUGAGCACUUUCGUAACCCGCUAUGGAAGAUAGCCUGAGAGGCAGUGAGUUCUGCAAUGGCAUUACUCUCUAUGUAAAAAAUACUUAUUUAAAAGUUCUGCUGCACUUCAUCUGGUGCGCCCAAGCUCUUAUUUUGUUAAAACAUAUUGAAAAUUUCCCCCUUGCCACCUUAUUUAUGCUGAGCAUGAUUGAAUACACCUUCAUCCUAUCAUCUGUCCAAGCGGAGAAGCCCGUUUAACCUCUCUUCUAUUGGAAGUCCUUCUGCAGCUUUGUUAAACUAUCCUUUCUCCUCUGCAGAUUUCCUGUUUCUAAGCUGUUGUCAUUACACAAAGUGUGGCUGCCCAGGGAAUGGCAGUGGCAGUUUCCUGCUUGCUGCUUCUGAAUUCCUCUCCUCUUCCUAUAAUGUACUGGGGCUGGGAGAAUUCAAGCUGUGAUAACUUCAAAUUCUCUUUCUUAAGUAAUAAUAGACACCUGGCACCUUAUUACUACAUAUAUAAACUUGUUUUUCUCA